This is a messenger RNA of Neohortaea acidophila, 693 nucleotides long. RefSeq names its product proteasome core particle subunit beta 1. Lineage: Eukaryota; Fungi; Ascomycota; Dothideomycetes; Mycosphaerellales; Teratosphaeriaceae. The transcript has 2 exons. Gene Ontology annotation, cellular component: proteasome core complex. The coding region runs from base 1 to 693 and encodes 230 amino acids. The record is from RefSeq and is a predicted model, not a curated record. Gene Ontology annotation, molecular function: threonine-type endopeptidase activity.
AUGGGGCCCACGGGGAUGCUUGGGGAAGAUGGCAUCCACGUCGACAUGAAUCACCUCAAAUCCGGCGAAGUCAACCUGGGCACAUCGAUCAUGGCGAUUAACUUCCAAGACGGCGUGAUACUGGGCGCGGACAGCAGAACAACGACGGGAGCAUACAUCGCAAAUCGAGUGACGGACAAGCUCACACAGGUGCACGACACCAUCUGGUGCUGUCGGUCGGGGUCGGCGGCGGACACGCAGGCGGUGGCGGACAUUGUGCAGUACCACCUGGGCAUGUACGGCAUCACCAACGACGAGCCGCCCACCACGCAGACGGCGGCGGCCAUCUUUCAAGAGCUGUGCUACGAUAACAAGGACCAGCUGAGUGCGGGCAUCAUCAUUGCAGGAUGGGAUCACCGGCACGGCGGGCAGGUGUACGCCAUCCCGCUCGGAGGCUCGCUGCACAAACAAGCCUACUCGAUUGGCGGGUCCGGGUCGACAUACAUCUACGGCUACUGCGAUGCGAAUUGGCGCGAGGGGAUGACGGAGGCGGAGGGGAUUGCGUUUGUCAAGGGCGCGCUGCAAGAGGCGAUCAAGUGGGAUGGCAGCUCGGGGGGCGUGAUCCGGAUGGUGGUGUUGACGGCCAAGGGCGCGGUCAGACAUCUCUACCUGCCCGAUCGCAACUACGAGGGCCCGGGGACGGACAAGCCAUAG